This is a messenger RNA of Eruca vesicaria subsp. sativa (arugula), 1394 nucleotides long. The record is from the annotation of a GenBank genome assembly. Lineage: Eukaryota; Viridiplantae; Streptophyta; Magnoliopsida; Brassicales; Brassicaceae.
UUAAUAUAUAGGGGAUUAAUAGAUCAUCAGAUGAUCUCAUUGUGUAGUUAGAUGAUUUAAUUAGAGAGUAGAGACGAACACUAAAAGGGGGAAGGGAAGGAAGGAUCUAGAAACAUCCCCCUUCUCCUUUCAACUUUUUUACCUUUUUUCCUAAAUACAAACAAACAAACCCUAACCCCUUACUCAUCACUCUCUAUAUUCAACUUUGCUACUGAAGAGGACUCUCCACUCGAAGGGUUUCCAGAAAAAGACAGAAAGUAUGGAAGAAGAAACGACGGCGUAUUGGUGCCACACGUGUUCUCAAACAGUGACUCCGGUAACGGAAGAUGACCUCAAAUGCCCCUUUUGUCAAAGCGGUUUCCUUGAAGAGGAACAACAACAACAACGAGAGGACACCAAUGUUCACAGACCAAUAGAUUCCAUCUUGACUCCAAUCUUCAUGGAAAUGAUGAACAAUUCCGCAAGGAACCACCCUGGAGCCGAUAUGAAUUCACAUCUUCAAGAGAUUCUUAGGAGAAGGGGAAGACGUCCCGUUUCCCUUGAGCAGCUGUUUCAGGGGAUAUAUGCUGGCUUAACACUUGCACCUGACACUAACAACGCAGAUGAUCCUGAUGAUGCUGAUAGAGAGAGAGGACGCGUGAUCGUCACCAAUCCCUAUAAUCAGAUUGUCGCUGUUCCAAGCUCUGCUGUUUCUGACUCUCUGCCUCCUCUUGUUCCUGGUCCUCUCAGCGAGUACUUCAUCGGUCCUGAAUUCGAAACGUUUCUCGAGAGUUUAACUGAGACUGAUCCUACCAGGUAUGGAACACCUCCUGCUCGGAGAGAAACUGUUGAGGCUUUGGCUAGUGUCAGAAUCCAAGAGGCGGGGCUGGAGUGUUCUGUGUGUUUAGAUGAUUUUGAGGUUGGAACUUUGGGGAAACAGAUGCCUUGUAAGCACAGGUUUCACAGUGACUGCUUGCUCCCAUGGCUUGAGCUUCAUAGCUCCUGUCCUGUUUGUAGGUAUCUGCUACCAACUGCUGCGGAGGAUGAGACAAUGACGGAUUCUGUAAUAACAGAGACAAAUGGUGGCGAUGGAGGUGGUGGGUCUUCUUCUACAAGCAGCAGCCAGGGAUCUGAGAGAAGCGACCAGGAGGAGGAUCGCAUGGUUGCUUAGCAGCAGCACCUGGUUCUCAAGAUAGCAGAUAGGCAUAGGAAAUUCUCUGAGUAAGAGAAGAUGAUGAAACAAACAGCCAACGGUUCUACUACCAUAAGCUGUUUUUUUUUCUUUCUUUGGUCUGUAAAUAAAGGUUCUAGAAUUUGGUUGAAUUCUAGCUCUACUACUCUUUGGAAAACAAAUCUACAUUUUCUGACUUUUUAAUGGUUUUUAAUACUUUUUGGGGGAGUUCUCUACAAGUCGC